This is a messenger RNA of Asparagus officinalis (garden asparagus), 2833 nucleotides long. Its product is annotated as dolichyl-diphosphooligosaccharide--protein glycosyltransferase subunit STT3A. Gene Ontology annotation, molecular function: oligosaccharyl transferase activity. Lineage: Eukaryota; Viridiplantae; Streptophyta; Magnoliopsida; Asparagales; Asparagaceae. The record is from RefSeq and is a predicted model, not a curated record. The transcript has 23 exons. Gene Ontology annotation, cellular component: membrane. The coding region runs from base 144 to 2519 and encodes 791 amino acids.
CAACGUGAAAUUCACAAACACUGCGCUAGCGGUCCGAACCAGCGACCCGAACCCAAAACCCCUGCUUAAGUCUCCCGUCUUCUUUCUAGGUUCAUCUUCCUUCAUUUUCAAAGAUCUCGAAGAGCUUCUUCGAUCCGCCAGCAAUGGCGGCCUCAACUGAGAUCAAAGGAUCGGGCACGCUAAGGAACGCCUUUGGCGGAGUUCUCGGAUUCUUCAUCCUUCUUCUCAUCGGAGUUCUAGCCUUCUCGAUCCGUCUCUUUUCUGUUAUCAAGUAUGAGAGCGUGAUCCACGAGUUUGAUCCGUACUUCAAUUACAGAGUCACCCAGUUUCUGACGAAGUAUGGAAUAUAUGAUUUCUGGAACUGGUUUGAUGAUCGAACUUGGUAUCCUCUCGGCCGUGUGAUUGGUGGAACUGUUUACCCUGGGCUGACGUUAACUGCUGGUACUAUGUGGUGGAUACUUAAUUCUCUGAAUAUUCCUUUAUCUGUGGAGACAGUCUGUGUUUUUACCGCUCCCGUCUUUUCAGCAAAUGCAGCAUGGGCCACAUACCUCUUGACAAAAGAAGUUAAGGGCACAGGUGCUGGAUUAACUGCAGCUGCUCUUUUAGCCAUGGUACCUUCCUACAUCUCACGGUCUGUGGCUGGCAGCUAUGAUAAUGAAGCUGUAGCAAUUUUUGCUUUGAUCUUCACCUUUUAUCUUUAUAUAAAGACGUUGAACACAGGAUCACUCUUUUAUGCAACCCUAAAUGCUCUGGCAUACUUUUACAUGGUGUGCUCUUGGGGAGGCUACACGUUCAUCAUUAACCUUAUUCCAAUGCAUGUUCUCCUAUGUAUUGUAACUGGUCGCUACUCUUCGCGAUUAUAUAUUGCAUAUGCCCCUCUUGUUGUCUUGGGUACUCUUCUUGCCGCCUUGGUGCCCGUCGUUGGUUUUAAUGCAGUGAUGACCUCAGAGCAUUUUGCUUCUUUUUUGGUUUUCAUUAUUAUUCAUGUGGUUGCGCUUGUUUAUUAUAUCAAAGGGAUUCUGUCUCCAAAGAUGUUUAAAGUGGCCAUGACACUCGUUUUGACGUUAGGAACAGCUAUUUGUUUUGCAGUUUUAGCUAUUCUGGUUGCAUUAGUAGCUUCCAGCCCAACAAAAGGGUGGAGUGGUCGUAGCUUGAGUCUUCUUGAUCCAACAUAUGCAAGCAAGUAUAUACCCAUCAUUGCUAGUGUUAGUGAACAUCAGCCACCAACUUGGCCCUCUUAUUUCAUGGACAUCAACGUGUUAGCAUUCUUGGUUCCAGCUGGUAUCAUUGCAUGCUUUUUACCACUUUCUGAUGCCAGUUCAUUUGUAAUAUUGUAUAUUGUAACAUCAGUAUAUUUCUCUGGAGUAAUGGUGCGCCUCAUGCUUGUAUUGGCUCCAGCUGCAUGCAUUAUGUCUGGCAUUGCUCUUUCUGAAGCCUUUUCUGUAUUCACUCGAUCAAUUAAACUUCAGCUGCCUAAUUUAGUAGAAAAUCCUAUAUCUAAUGAAGGAGAUACUAAAGCCGAGAACCCUGUAGCACAAAAUGAUGUAGUUAAGGUGGAUAAGCAAGUUGCAGCUAAUAAAUCCGAAGAUGUCCCGAGAGAUAGGCCAUCAAAAAAGAACCGGAGAAAGGAUAAGGAAAAGGAGAAGGAGAUUGUAGAUAAGGUUCCUACCAAGACACGUAACGAGAAAAGGCUUCUUGUUUUGCCUCUAGAAGCAUCUGCUGUCGCUAUUAUUCUACUCAUCGUACUUGGGGGCUUCUAUGUGGUUCAUUGUGUAUGGGCAGCAGCAGAGGCUUAUUCUGCUCCUUCCAUUGUUCUGACAUCUCAAUCACAUGAUGGAUUGCAUGUAUUUGAUGAUUUCCGUGAAGCCUAUUCGUGGUUAAGUCAUAAUACUGAUGUAGAUGAUAAGGUGGCAUCUUGGUGGGACUAUGGAUAUCAAACAACGGCAAUGGCUAAUCGUACUGUCAUAGUUGAUAAUAAUACCUGGAACAAUACCCACAUUGCCACUGUAGGUACAGCAAUGUCUUCUCCUGAGAAGGCAGCUUGGGAGAUUUUCAACUCAUUGGAUGUGAAAUAUGUCCUUGUUGUCUUUGGAGGUCUUGUUGGCUACCCAAGUGAUGAUAUUAAUAAGUUCUUGUGGAUGGUUCGCAUUGGAGGUGGUGUAUUUCCCCACAUCAAGGAACCUGACUAUCUUAGGGAUGGCCAGUACCGUAUUGACUCCCAUGCAACCCCAACAAUGCUGAACUGCCUUAUGUACAAGCUCUCCUAUUACAGGUUCGUUGAGACAGAUGGCAAAGGUUUUGAUAGAGUGAGAAGGACAGAAAUAGGCAAGAAAUAUUUCAAGCUAACCCAUUUUGAGGAGGUAUUCACAACACAUCACUGGAUGGUUCGAAUCUACAAGUUGAAACCUCAAAGGAAUAGAAUACGUGGGAAGUUGAAGAAAUCUAAAUCAAAUUCCAAAGCAACUUCUACCGGCAGCCUAAAAAGAGAUGGAAGUAGAAAAAGAAAUCCAUGGCAGUGAAUCGAUUCUCACAUACGAAGCCCAUUAGUUUAAAAUAUGGGGGCUUGAGACUCCAAUAGGACCGGGGAUCAAAACUGACGUCUCAUAGUUUGCCUGUUCAAAAAUAACUAUUAUGUUGUCGAAGAUUUUUUGGAAUAUAUGUACAAUAUAUUAUGUCCCCCACGUUAGCUUUACAUCUACAAAGGGGCAUUUGUUAUGAAAUUUUGAAGAAGCUAUAGAGAAAUGAAGUGAAGCUACUAAAAAUGAGUUAUACAGUAAUUAGUUUGACUUUGAUGCCUCUGCAGUAAUUUGAUGAGGCCUGUUAUAUAGGAGCA